AGCGGGGAGGCGGGAGGCGGGAGGCGGGAGGCUGCGGCCGCAGCGCUCAGUCCAGCAGCGCAGCAGGAGGGAGGCGCGAGGCAGGAGUCGGCGGCUGGGCUCCGCAGCGCAGCCAGCGCAGCGCGGCGCCCCGGGCCCGGCCCCAUGCCCGCAGCCCCGCCGGACCGCCCUUGAGCGCGGGCGUCUAGCCCGCGCCCCCUGCACGCCGGCACCAUUGCCCCGACGGCGCGGCCGGGCGGCCCGGCGCUCCCCAGGCUCCGCGCGGGCCGAAAGACGCUGCUAGCGGCCGCCGCGGGCGUGGUGAUGCUGCUGGUGCUGGUGGUGCUCAUCCCUGUGCUGGUGAGCUCGGGAGGCCCGGACGGCCACUAUGAGAUGCUGGGUACCUGCCGCAUGGUGUGCGACCCCUACCCCGCGCGGGGCCCCGGCGCCGGCGCGCGGCCCGACGGCGGCGACGCCCUGAGCGAGCAGAGCGGCGCGCUCCCGCCUUCCACGCUGGUGCAGGGCCCCCAGGGGAAGCCGGGCCGCACCGGCAAGCCUGGCCCUCCGGGGCCUCCCGGGGACCCAGGUCCUCCUGGCCCUGUGGGGCCUCCGGGGGAGAAGGGUGAGCCAGGCAAGCCGGGCCCUCCGGGUCUGCCGGGCGCGGGAGGCAGCGGCGCCAUCAGCACGGCCACCUACACCACGGUGCCGCGCGUGGCCUUCUACGCCGGCCUCAAGAACCCCCACGAGGGUUACGAGGUGCUCAAGUUUGACGACGUGGUCACCAACCUAGGCAACAACUACGACGCGGCCAGCGGCAAGUUUACGUGCAACAUUCCCGGCACCUACUUUUUCACCUACCAUGUCCUCAUGCGCGGCGGCGACGGCACCAGUAUGUGGGCAGACCUCUGCAAGAAUGGCCAGUUCCUGGGCUCCCGCUCCAAGACAGACGCUGCUGGGCACCGUCUGGAACGCUGCUGGAAAUGCGGGAAACGAACCCAACUAGUCAGAGCGCAGGGCUCACAGACGCUGGAGCUGGAAAACGCUGAGUGUGUUGGGGACUCUGGUACCGGGACUCGCAUGUGCCUGUAGCUCUCCUUGGAAUGGCCGACCCCAGGACCAACCUCCACCCAGCCCCACCCCGGGGUGACAAUUUUAGCCAGCUAUCUUGAUACCAUCUCCCUUCCCAGUGCUCCCACUCAUGGUGGCCUGCGGCCUGGGGGUGUGGUCAGGCCGAGUAUUCUCUUGGAAGAAGGGGACCGCUGGUCAGAACUAAAACUGAGCUAGUGGAAGUUGAGGAGGAAUCUCCCACGAUUGAGAUGCAAGACCUUGUUGGAACCCUUCCCACGGCAGCACUGCCCUGAAGCUCUGCCAGCCUGCGGGUCUGCAAGUCUUGGGGGCAGGGACAGGAGCAAGCAGGGAAAGUGAGCAGAUAGCCAGCCAGGUUCUUGUAAGUCAGCCCCUCUUCUCUUUCUUCUGCUUGGCUGCUACCCCCCACCCAACACCUUUUCUCUGGUUUCUGCCUCUCCCCUGCCUCUUUCUUCUAUUUUUCUGUUUCUUAUCCAUCUCUCUCCUGUGUCUGCCUUUUCCGUCUCUCCCUGGGUUUCUGGCCUCUCCUCCCCGGGUCUAACCCCACUCUUCUCUAUUCCUUGUAUGUCUCUCUCUCCCACGUGUGUCUAUCAGACAUCCCUGUGUCUCUCCUCUUUGUCCUUGGUUCCUGACCAAAUGGGAGGCCCCAGUAUCCAGCAAAGGCUCAUUCUGCAGACAGCCCCAUGAUUCCCCCUAUUAAUCACCAAUAAGGGAUGCAGCAAUGUCACCUUCAUCAAUGGAAUGUCUUCCUUUCCCAAAGAAGUUUGGGCUGACACAGAGCUGAGGUUUCAGAGGACUGACAGCUUGCCUGGAUAGGGAGGCAGUCAUCAGGCCACAGGUUGGCCCUAGACCCUGCACCACCUCAGGAAGUCCCCACAGGUCCCCAGAGAUGCUGUGUGCUUAGAGUGGGGAACUUGCGUCAGUCACUGGGAGGUAAAACCAUCUCAAAAGCUCCUUUUCCCUCCAGCAGGGGCAGGGUGUUGACAGAGUCUGAUGAAGGGGUGCUCAUUGGAGAUGGGACCACA
Chlorocebus sabaeus (green monkey) is the source of this 2090-nucleotide messenger RNA. NCBI's taxonomy places the organism in Eukaryota, Metazoa, Chordata, Mammalia, Primates, Cercopithecidae. The record is from RefSeq and is a predicted model, not a curated record.